Messenger RNA from Anopheles aquasalis, 762 nucleotides. Its product is annotated as glycine-rich selenoprotein. Lineage: Eukaryota; Metazoa; Arthropoda; Insecta; Diptera; Culicidae. The record is from RefSeq and is a predicted model, not a curated record.
UCGAUAGAAAAACACAAACUUGCUGUCGUGAGCACCGCAGUUCUGUUAUUUCCGUUUGAGAAGAAUGUGGAACAAAUAGUGAAAAUGGUGUACAUCGGUAGAGACGGGGUCGUCCGGGCCUCGCAACCCUGGGGCUUCGAGCGCAUCAAGGGUAUCGUAAGGGGUUUCUUUAACUUUUUGUUAAUGUUUUUCCGCACCAUGUUGGACUUCAACCUCGGUGCCGGAUCUAGCACUGGCAACCAGCGAGGCAGCGGUUCUGGAGGGGGCGGCGGUGGUCCACCGCGUCCCCCCCGACGCAACAUUGGCCGUCCGAUGACUCUGUCGGAUUGCACCAUCCCGGGCGGUGGAUGAUCUCGGUAAUGUGUCGAGGGUUGAAGUAACAAUUCUCCAUCGGCACAGUUGACUUCUAAACAGCGCAAUACGGGUAUCUGAAAGCUGGUUCCCGGGCCCCUUUCGUAUGACGGGCAAGUCUUAAACCUCUGCUACCAAACAAGGCGGAUUUGCCUCGAAGAAGAUAUCACGCGAUGCGCACAAUUUUUUCUUUCCAUUUUCAUUUCUAUGGUUGGUUUGUAGUUCAACUUUGUUUAUGGGUAGAACGCCAUCGCGGCAUUCCUUUUUCUAAUUGGACAUUUGGCAUUGAAGGUAACGGAUCAGUUGAAACAAAGUUUAUGAUUGAGUACAACUCUCUACCGUAAAGAAGAAGUAGCAAAUUCUGUAAUCCAAUUAUUUAGUUCAAGAAAGUUAGUGUUGACUAACCAGUAA